Recurvomyces mirabilis is the source of this 1179-nucleotide messenger RNA. It is a transcript of the gene RPT4, whose product is annotated as 26S proteasome subunit rpt4. Gene Ontology annotation, cellular component: proteasome regulatory particle, base subcomplex; cytosolic proteasome complex. The record is from RefSeq and is a predicted model, not a curated record. Gene Ontology annotation, molecular function: proteasome-activating activity; ATP hydrolysis activity; ATP binding. Lineage: Eukaryota; Fungi; Ascomycota; Dothideomycetes; Mycosphaerellales; Teratosphaeriaceae. The coding region runs from base 1 to 1179 and encodes 392 amino acids. Gene Ontology annotation, biological process: positive regulation of RNA polymerase II transcription preinitiation complex assembly. The transcript is spliced from 4 exons.
AUGGACCCCAGCGACCCUGAGAGGUCGGAUGCAUUGGACAGCUUCAGAACAAAGUUGCUGGAGUCGCGAGAGUGGGAGGCAAAGUUGAAGGCACUUCGGUUAGAGAUCAAGGGACUCCAACAUGACUUUGAUGUAUCAGAGGACAACAUCAAGGCGUUACAAAGCGUGGGACAGAUCAUCGGUGAGGUGUUGAAGCAGCUAGAUGAAGAGAGAUUCAUCGUCAAGGCCUCCUCCGGCCCUCGAUAUGUCGUCGGCUGCCGCAGCAAAGUCGACAAGGCGAAGAUGAAGCAAGGCACUCGCGUCGCCCUCGACAUGACCACACUCACCAUCAUGCGCAUGCUACCCCGCGAAGUCGAUCCACUUGUGUACAACAUGUCACUCGAAGACCCAGGGCAGGUGUCGUUUGCAGGUAUCGGAGGCUUGAACGAGCAGAUCCGAGAGCUAAGAGAAGUCAUUGAAUUACCGUUGAAGAAUCCGGAGCUGUUCAUGCGAGUGGGUAUCAAGCCGCCAAAGGGUGUGCUGUUGUAUGGGCCUCCUGGUACGGGUAAGACACUGUUGGCAAGAGCUGUGGCGAGUAGUCUGGAAACGAAUUUCUUGAAGGUCGUAUCCUCGGCAAUCGUAGACAAAUACAUCGGCGAAUCCGCUCGCCUGAUCCGCGAAAUGUUCGGCUACGCCAAAGAACACGAACCCUGCAUCAUCUUCAUGGACGAAAUCGAUGCCAUCGGUGGCCGUCGCUUCAGCGAAGGAACGAGUGCUGAUCGUGAGAUCCAACGUACACUUAUGGAACUUCUGAACCAGUUGGACGGCUUCGACUACCUGGGGAAGACGAAGAUCAUUAUGGCUACAAAUCGACCCGACACUCUUGACCCGGCAUUGUUGAGAGCAGGGAGACUGGACCGCAAGAUCGAGAUUCCGCUGCCGAACGAGGCUGGGCGAUUGGAGGUGUUGAAGAUCCACGGAGAGGGUGUGCAGAAGGAGGGGGAGAUCGAUUACGAAAGUGUGGUCAAGAUGAGUGAUGGACUGAACGGUGCUGAUCUGAGGAACGUCAUUACUGAAGCUGGCCUCUUCGCCAUCAAGGACUAUCGCGAUGCGGUCAAUCAGGACGAUUUCAACAAAGCUGUGAGGAAAGUGGCUGAAUCAAAGAAAUUAGAAGGGAAGAUUGAGUACACUAAGCUUUAG